This is a messenger RNA of Paramecium sonneborni, 633 nucleotides long. The record is from the annotation of a GenBank genome assembly. NCBI's taxonomy places the organism in Eukaryota, Ciliophora, Oligohymenophorea, Peniculida, Parameciidae.
UUAUUAUGUAAGGAAAUAAGAAAGAAAUUAAGUUAAUUGUCGUUGGUGAUGGAGCAAUCGGAAAAACUUGUGCUUUAUAUAGUUAUGUAAAUGAUAAGUUCCCAACUGAAUAUGUUCCUACUAUUUUUGAUAAUACAUUAACCCAAAUUUAAAUUAAUGGAGAAGAAUAUUAAUUAUCAUUAUGGUAGAAUUUUUAUAAAAAUUUAUAGGGAUACAGCAGGAUAAGAAGGUUAUGAAAAUUUAAGGUAAGUCUGUUAUUAAGGAACUGAUAUAUUUCUUGUUUGCUUUUCUAUUAUAAGUAGUGCAAGUUUUGAAAAUGCUUUAAAAAAGGUAAUCUAAAAUAAUUAGAUAUUUUAGUGGCUCCCUGAAAUUUAAGCAUAUUAAAAAAAUGGAAUAAUCAUGUUAUUAGGAUUGAAAAAAGAUUUAAGAGACCCUAAAGAUUCAAAUCACAUUUAAUUCAACGUUGCAGAAUAAACUAUUAAGAAAAUGGGAUUCGACUAUAAAGAAGCUAGUGCUAUGACCUAAGAAGGAUUAAAAGAAGCUUUUACUUAUUCCAUAUAAACCCUAAUUAAAAAAAGGUAAGAAUAAGUUUAAGUUAAAAAACCAAAGAAGUCAAAUUGCUAAUUAAUUUGA